AUGGAUCACGGACUUCUCCCUAAAAUUUUACGAGUCCCGGGGAAUAUUAGUGUGACGAUCGCAUCCUUGGAGCCAAAUGACGGAUUUCCACAUUCUGGAAUAUCCGGGAAAAUGAUUCCUUAUGAUCUCAACACGACUUCAUUUUUCGAAUGCAACGAUAAAGUCGAUCUAUCAUCUGGAGAAACCUAUUAUUUGAUCUCUCAAAACUACCCACUCUCGCCUACCUCCGAGAUUACGGGAUGCUCCAUAAAAUUCUCAACAUCUGGAAGCCGUCAAGGAAUCCGGGGAUUUGCUACAGAAGAUGAACCGGUGGUGUAUUACUUUCAAAGUGAGACAGAAGUGACAUUUUCAAUAUCUCAUCAAGACCACUCAUUCACCCAGAAACGAUUCUACAUACUAGUGAACUCAUAUGAAAUUUCUACCAGUAAAACAUGCGAUAGUACUGGAAAAUUUGAUGUGGCAGUGGGACAAACUAUUAAUUUCGGAACUAGACAAUUUGGUGUGAAUCCUUACGACAAUAAUCUAAUUUGUGGGUAUGACUAUACAAGAACACCUGGGACCAAUACUUUGUUUGCACUUGCUAUCCAAUAUGAGUCUGAAAAAUGUUGUGACACUAUGUCGAUUGAUGGUUUGACAGAUGAUCAGCAAAUAUAUCAAGGAUUUCAAUACUCCAACUUAUUCUUCACCGAUAGCCAGAAUAUUAGUUUCAUUUUCAAUUCAGACCCAAUUAUGGGUGGGACAGGAUUGAAUGGAUCUCUAGAACAUAUUGAUUGUACAUGUAGCCCUGGCAUAAUUCUAGUAAAAAACAAUACUCUUACAUCACCUGGAUACUCAAACUCUAUAUCGUAUUGUCCUGAUCUUCUGUGCACCUCAAAAAUAGAGUUUCAAAAUGAUUUAUAUGAUCUUCAACUGGAUUUUACUGAUAUCAGCCUGAGAAGUUACAGUCUAAACAACGAUACAGAUUCUGUGACAGUUUUUAAUUCAUAUGACCACCCACUGGUGAUUAUGAAACCGUCAUAUUUCGGAUUUAUGAAUUUCUGGGCAACUGUCUCACCAGUCACAGUACAGUUCGUCUCAAAAAGUUUGACUGCGUUCCCAUUGAAUAUGAUUGGAAGGGGGUUUUCAAUGAACUUGAAUUUAGUGAAAAAAAACUUUGUUACUGAAAAAGUGGCAUUCAACGAUGGAUUCUUUCUGAAGGAUAUUUCAAAAUUAGAUCUUGCAAGUGGAAAGACAUUUGAGUUUAUUGUGACAGGAAGACCAGGAACACAGAUACACAUGCACUUUUUCACAAAAGUUUCAAAUCAAGUGUUCGUUGACAUCUUUGAUGGAGACUCUAUGGACGCCCCUCGGAUUGAUAACAAAGAGUUGUAUUCCAACAUCAUAGAGAAUGGAUAUUCUAUCGAGCUAAGUACAACUUCCGAAAAAGCUGUUAUACAUAUCAGAGGAAAUCCCACUUUCUUAGAACCAGGAACCGAUUUUCAAGCACUGGUCACAGAUAAAAGCAAAACACCAGAAUGCGGACUAUGGGUGUAUACUUUAAAACAACAGCAAAAGGAUUCUGAAAAGCUUCUGGUCAAAGGAAAAGAUUGCAUCAAAAUUCUACAUUUCACCGACAGCUCUUAUAGUCAGAGCGCGUUUAUGGUAUUUAGCUAUACAGCUGAUAUUCCUAUGAAUAUUUAUUAUGGACUUAACGCAUCAUCAAAUAAUUUGAUUUCCUCACAAACUUCUGAUUUACGUCCUGCUUACCUAUUCACAAGUUACCUGGUUCUUCAAUAUACAGCAUCUGAAAUGAGCGAGGUCCACUUUUUCUGGGAUAUAUCUGGACAAGUCAUUCCCGCAGUUAUGAACUCGGACCAAACACUUAUGCUGAUGUCUGAUGACUAUCUCAAAAUUGAUUCUGGCAAUACCAUCCAGCAAUUCAUAGUAGAAUUGAAAGAUUCCAAUACUGGAAUGAUGUGUGAAUUUUUGGCCGAUUCUGGUAAGGGGACCGGUACUUUGACCUGGUCUUCAUACACAAAUGAGAUAAAGAAGGAAAGCUUCUCUCCAGCCACAAGAUCCCUCAAAUUCACAUCCUGUGCUGAAAAGUUACUUGUUGAUUACACUUCUCCAGGUGGAUCAGACAACGGACUAUUUGUAAAGAUUUCUAAAGCUGAUCUACGAUGUUCAUCCCAUCGGUCUAUUUCGGCUGUCGUUCUACUUAUCUUCUUUAUCAGUUCUCUUUUCAUUUAA
This is a messenger RNA of Caenorhabditis remanei, 2229 nucleotides long. RefSeq lists its product as uncharacterized. Bases 1 to 2229 code for a protein of 742 amino acids. The transcript has 16 exons. Lineage: Eukaryota; Metazoa; Nematoda; Chromadorea; Rhabditida; Rhabditidae. The record is from RefSeq and is a predicted model, not a curated record.